This is a messenger RNA of Motacilla alba alba, 12334 nucleotides long. It is a transcript of the gene RGS17, whose product is annotated as regulator of G protein signaling 17. Lineage: Eukaryota; Metazoa; Chordata; Aves; Passeriformes; Motacillidae. The transcript is spliced from 6 exons. Bases 8322 to 9029 code for a protein of 235 amino acids. The record is from RefSeq and is a predicted model, not a curated record.
CCCUCCCUCUCCCCGCCGGCUGGGUGCUGAAGUUGGGCGGAUGGCAGCGAACCAGCUGCGCUAGGGGACGAGCCGCACCAGCCCUUCCCGGGAUCGCUCAGCGCCAACUGCACGCAGCCGGGCGGGGGGGAGAUUGUGCUCCAAAUCUUCACUGGUGAGUGGCCCUGAAGAAAACCAUUCUUCCAGGCAAGCUAACAAACAAGAAACAAGAGAGUAGUGAAGAUUCAGGCAGCUGAGGCAGAUGCUCAAGUGGUGAGGUGCACAAAGGAGGCUGCAGCUUUCUGCACAAGAAUCCUUCCAGCAAGAAAAGGGAUAAAAUGAGGACAAGAGAAAGGAAACUUGCUUUCUUUCACUGAAAAGACAGUAAGUUCUCAAAUGCUCUUAUUUAGGCAAUGGGAUUCAAUCUGGAAGUCUGAGUUUGUUUUUUCCUCCACAGAUCUGUUUUCAUUUUCUGUGCUGCCUAGUGAGUUGUAGUGAGUCUUGCUGCAGCAGCAUCAGACAGGCAUCUGCCUGCUAUAUUGCUCUGCAGGUUACCAGUUUCACAGCAGAGCAGGUAGACACCUUAGCCAGGUAAAGAGCAUGACCUCAGAAGAGGGAUGGAGGCCAUGGAAAAGGAACUGAGCUAGGACAAUUGUACAAAUCAGGAGAGACAGAUGGUCCCAUGAAAGCCUGUCACUCUGAGUGACAGGCUUGAGUGCAUAUUGUACCAUAUUGUACUAUUGUACUAUUGCAUAUUGUAUAUUAUAGUACCAUAUUGCACAUUGUACUAUUGCCUGAGUGCAUCCUGUACCACUGCCCUGGGUUGUUGCAGGUGAGUACAAAUCAAAGCUUGAAGAGCAGUGUCGUAAUUUUUAAAAAACCUGCGGUGGUUUUUUUCUGCUGUUAGAGAACCUUGGAUGCAAACAGCUUCAGGGCCUAGGCUGAUGGUUUCCACCACAGAGAAGUGUUGGGCUUGGGGCAUGGCUUGUUUGUUCCAUGAGAUCUAGGCAGAAUUUUUAUAUAUUUGAACACAUAAAUGUUGUUGCUGAAAUGUUUACUUUGUUAACAUAUAAAUAUAGUUUAAGACACACAGUAGCUGAAAGCUGUGUGCCUGUUCUCCUAUAUAUUAAAAAAGCCUCCCAUUAUAAGUUUGGUUUUUCAAGCCAUAUCGUUUGUGUUGUCUCAGACAUCCACUCUAAUUUCUUGCUCCAAAAUGGUUCUAACCCAAUAUUUAGUCUGGUAAAUUCAUGGGUUUUGUCUUUCAUCCUUAUUUUUUCAUUGUCUUCCCAUUUUCCUACUCUAGUCAGCUGCUCUUUUUAUUUCAUUCCAGUUUUUCCUGGUAACUUGCAGAAUGGCAGAAAGAUAUAAAAGAGCCCCUGAUAACUUCUCCUGACUGUCCUGUGCUGGUGGCUGGUCUCAGUCUCCCAGUUCUCUCUGCACUGGUGAAGUCCCAGCCAUGUCUCAAAAAAACAGCUGUAAGGAAGGGAAAACACCAAUUAGAGUAUGUGACAAAGCCUUGAGGACCUAUGUGUCCACAGUGCUCACUCCAGCACAAAUAUACACCCAUAAACCAUUCUGCUACUAAAGAAAAGAGGCACGUUGUUUUUCUAAGUGGGAAACCCUCACAUGUGACAGAACAUGAAGGAUGUGAUGCUUAGUAUCAGCAGAUGGAGAAAUGAGUGUUGCUAUAUGCAACAUGCAGGUAAACAAAACAGCAUUAAACACAGAACAAGCAAGUACAGUGAAAGAUUCAGACAAUAGAAAUACAGGAUUUCAGACCAAAAAACCCUUCUCCAAGUGUGGUGACAGUAUCUGGUUUUAAUACCAUGUGCCAGCGUGGUGGAAUAGAGCACAUUCCUUGCACAGAGUAGAACUGGUCUUCUCUCACUUCCUCAGACCAGCACUGUCUAUAAAAGCACAAGUACCAGGAGCUUGCCAUGAGUUUAACAGAAGUAGCACAGCUUGUGGGAGAGAAGUGGAGAUUCAUUACAGGUGGGUAUGCACCAGCCUGGCCACUCUCUGCCAAGGGCAAAUGUUUCUUUAGUUCUAUGGGCAUGAAGGUCAUAGAAGCUGUAAUAUGAGCAGAUCAUAGCACCUUGACAAGCACUGCCCCUGCCUUUCAUGCUGGAAGUAGCUUAUCUGAGUGAAGUGCUUGCAUUCACCUUCUCCCACUUUUCCAAGCCAUCAGAAAGACUUCAAGGCUGUUGCUACUUCAUGCCACCUUCUUCUCCUCUCCCUCUGUUAUACCAUAUUACCCAAAUAUCGUCUCUACACCCUACUACUCUCUUAAUUUUGUUUAUACUUAUUACUGUAUUUUAUUUUUUUCGUUUUGAGGGUGGCUGAGGCAAGGAGGGCUGGAACACACAGAGAUCAAGUCAGAAGAUAUCUCAGAAGUCAGUCAGUGUGACUAAAAUCAGCAUGACUACCAAAUAUCAAGUUAUUUCAAAAAACCUACAGUCAGGAAGCCUUUUUUGAAGCUCCUUCUGUUCAAAUUUGAGACUUUCAUUUUGAAAAGGAAAUCGAAAAAAUUAACAGCUUUGGAAGCAGAGGAUGCAAGUCUUCAUCUUACAGUGAAAAUGUGGAUUCUGCCAUUUCAGAGACUAGAACCAUGUCCAAUGUGCUUUCAGAAAAGCUCUUCUCACAUUAAAACAAUUUUCCUAAUUCUUUCCUUUGUCUUUCACCCCUUAGUAGCACAUGCACCAUAAACAAAAUUUAUGUGCACUUUUUUGAUUAAGAGCUGCCAUUUCUGCAGACGAAAAUUUUCCAGAAUGGUCUUAUCUGCAGAAAAAGUAGUGCACCAAAAAUAAAGCUUGUUUAAGACUUGGAUCACACCUGCAAAUCUGUUUACCUAUGUUGGCUACAAAUUCUUGUGCUAUGCCUAUGACUUUUUUCUUAAAUUUCUGCAGAAAUUUGUGCAGAAUCUUUGCAGUUCGCAUAACCCCCAAAUGACAGCUGGUUUUUUAUACAGAGAAAAGGCUUUGAGCACAAGAAAACUUAUUUAGAAAUUACAAUGCUAAUGCAUAAAAUAAAGCUCUCUGGGUUCUCAAGUGUCUUCUUAGUGUCCUCUUUAUGAGGAGUGUCACAGACUUUAACAAAACACUUCUUUUCAGCAAUAUGUCAAGGUCUGUAUUUCCUCAUUGUAAGGAAAUUAUCUUCUCAGCUUUCUAAAGUGUACUGGCUUUAUGUGUGUAAGUCAGUGGAAGCCACAUUAGCUGUAAUGAAUAGGAAUAUAGAUGUCAUGUAAAUAGGAUUCUUAGAUGUUUUUCAAACACAAAUACGAAUAAAAACAAUGCGCUUAAAAAUAAAUAAAAGGUUUCCUGAUGAGUUUUAUAUUUUGCAUUUUAUAAAAUGUUCCCAAAGACUGUAAAGUGCUUUUAAUCAUAAUUUUAGUGCAGCUUCUUAAAAACCACAUGCAGCCAUCCUAAACUUUUCAGUAAUGCAUUACUGUCAGGUUUAAUGUUUUGUUGCUGAACAGUAAUGUCUGAUUCAGAAGCACAAAUGCAUAUUUACUUGAUGAAGUGAAGAUUUAAGCAAGGCUUCUUCAGGAUACCAAGUUCCCAUAACAUAAUAAAAAAGAAAUCUCAGACAUCCUUUAUGAGUACAGAAGGUGUCUGGGAAAGUCAUAAAAAGAAUAUUACUGUAAAAAAAGAUAGGGAUUUCAUAGUGUUCAACCAAAUUACACCAUUUCAAUUUAAAUGAAUAUUUGUAUAGAAGUGUUCUACCCUUAAAUAAAACAUUUAAUGUAUGAACACUUUUUGCCAGUUUUCCACUAGAUUUUAUUUUCUUUUUAUCCUAUCCUAUAAUGGAUAGAAUGUCCACUUUAUGACCUUCUCAGGGCUUGCUGCAAAAGACUUUAGAAAGAGUCCUACAUCUCCAGGUCAGAAAACCUGACAGAAAAAAGAUGUCUGUAUGGCAGUAGUAGAUCAUGUGUCUUGAAGUUUCUUUGUUGACCUUCAGUAACUAAUAGAAGAGGAAGAUAUUUUGCUGUAGACACUCAAGUCCUGAGUUCUCCAAAAGCAAAAGUCAGUAGGCGCAAUAACCUGUUCUCUGAGCCAACAGGUCUUCAAAACCUAUGAUGUCAAAAGUUCAAGAUAACUCAAUUGCAUUUCUCCUGGUAGAUUUCUUCUUCUCCAUCCAUUACUUUGUAUGAAUUUAUUUGUGAAGUACUGAAUGACUUUCAGGAUUUAUUAAAGAAACUAUGUCGAGGUUUCUCCUGUGCAGAGUAGCAUGAAUGCCAUUGCUGUAUGAUGGCUGUUAAGUGGUCAGCAGCACCCAAAAGGGUGCCUGUGGUACUGCUGUCUUGAUUUUGCUGCUCACUCAGCAUUGCAAGGGGAGUAUGGAAAUCUUUUUGUAGCUCAGAGACAUCUGGUAAAAUCUUGUGGUCUGUCUUCAUUUAGCUUGUGGUACCUUUAAAACACUCCUCCAGAUGAAUGAAGACAGCACAAAUAAAAAAUCAAUGUUGUGUUAGGGCUGUCUUUGCAUUGCAAGUACAGCACACGCAUCAGUGAUAUUAUUUAACUGGCAGCUGUAGCCAGACUUUGUUGCAUGGUUCUGUUACUCUAAGAUGUCUGUUCUUAAAAAGCCCUAUGGAUUUCAAAUAGAUAGCAUAUCACACUGCAUUUAAAACAAAUAGCAUAUCACAGAUCAUUAGAUAGGCCACAUUGUAGCAUUCUUUGAGGGUUUUUGCUUAGUGUUUCAAGUUAAAAAAUGGUCUAUACAUUGAAAAUUGACUGACUACUGAAAAAAAUCUGACUAUUUGAGAAAUAAAAAAGCAUCAGUAUUUCAGGGUUAACUUUGUCACUCCUGCUACUAUUUUAGGAAACUAAAACCGAAGCAACCAGUAAAAAUCUUGUAAAGGCCAUCCAAUUAUCCCCAAACAACUCAUUAAAAAGAUUCAAGAAAGUGUUAAUGUAACUCUAAUAAACAUUGAGAUUUUCCAAAUAUAUGGAAUAUAGUCUAAAAUGGUAGUUUGAAGUCUUGAAUCCACAGGAUACAAAGCCUUCCUCAGUAUACAUUUUGGUUCUUACAGUGAAGCCUGGAUGGGAUCUUAAAUGAAUAUUUUCUACCUUAGGUUUUAAAGGCUUUCAAAACCCCUAAACUUUAAAACAAUCCUUGUUAGGAAUCAAGUGAAUGCCAGUAAGGACAGUGAAAAUAAGUAUGGUUAAGGGACUGAUAGAGUCACAUCUGGGUUUGAAAUAAACUGGUAUAAGGUAUGAAUUUAUAUAAACUACACAGUUGAGGUUUUGGCCCUUUAUUUUCAAAGUCAAAAGAAGAAAAGCAGUGCAGGAGAACUGAUGUGAUAGAUCACAAAAAAAGAUAUUUUAAGGGCUAAGUUUCUUGCCUGCAGAGUAAAUCACCCUCUAUAUCCUUAAGUCAUUGACUGCACCUUUCUUUUGCAAGGUGAUCUUUCUUACCUAUUGCAAAGUUUGAAAAAGGACAGAUUGCUCUAGCUGAUUCUACACCAACUCUGUCCCGAAAUCUUAGCCAUUAUGUGUCCUACCAGCAACAAAAGACAAAAUGCCACUUAUUUGCUGUAUAAAAUGGUACCUGUUUAUCCUCAUCCUUAUACGAUCUCUCCCUUUCAAAAUAGCUGUUAGAUAACAGUUCCAGAAGAUAGGAUAGAAACUCUUCUCAGCCCCCUGUGGAGUUACAAGAUUUUUCUCAGAUUUCAUAGCGCAGGAGCUUCUCCAGGGAAUGCCUUCACAAUGCUAAGAGGGGGACAGAAAAUAUUGCAGGGGGGUCAUGUGCAAAGGAAGCCUCCAAAACAAGCAAAGAGGGCCAGAUUGGACAGCACCAAAAGUUCAGAAAAUUGGAGUACUCCAAUGACAGCCUUUUGAGGAAAGGGGGGAAAAAAAAGGAAAAACAAAUCUUUUCAGCAGAAGAGAGACAUCAAUUUAAUUGAUUGAAAUGGUGCAGCCUGUGUUUUUUGCCGUGUCCAAUACCUUGGGAAUCUCUGGGGAAAACACUUUAAAACCUAUCUAAAAGUUAGCACAAAUCCUAUAGGAGGUAGAGAGUCAGGGAAGUGCAACAAUUGAGAAAUUGCCUUCUUUUCAUUUUCUAGAGUUACUCUGUGGAAUUUGAAGAGACUGUAGUCUGUAUUCAAUAGGGCUUCCCAGGUAUAAAUGUAAUAAACCAAAUAGUUCUUCCAUCAGUUAUUUCUUUUGAGCAGUCUUCCCAAGAUAGUUCUCUGCACACAAGGGGUUUUCUGUAAUAAUUACUCCUUGGAACCCAGUGGAAUAAGUGGUAAUUACACUAUCUAAACACAGAAAUAGAUCCUUAUGCCAUUGGUUCCAGAGCUAAUAGGAGACCUUACUCCAAAUUGUUAAAGGUUUUUUUUAAUAUUCAUAAUCUUCCAGCACUGAAAGAUUGAAGGCUUGCACAGACUUCCUUACUCUGCACCUUAUAAUAGCUACCUGUCUCAUAACUGGUAUAAUAAACAGUUGCUGUACCCUUGGGUUCCUUUCCUCAGCUACAGAGUAGGGCCAGCAGAUGUCAUGCAAAAUGAAGUCCUCCAUGAUUAUGGGAUUGCUCAAAGGGCCAUAUUACUAACCCACCCCCAAGAGAAUGAGUCAGUCCAGCCAGCUCGAAUACUAUUCCUAUUUCCUAGCAGUACAAACAGAAAUCAUAACGCAGUUAGUAAACUAUGCCACCAAAUGGAGGCAAAGAGCCAGAUGCAAAACCAGCAGAAGAAAUUGAUACCUGUGAUGUGAUAGUCUGAGACAUCAUAUGUAGUGUACCAAGGAGAAAAACCCUUCCAUUGGACAAAAGGCCCACCUUCACCAUCUGGUACUUCUGCCAAGCUAGAGGGUCUCAGGAAGAGUGAAAGUGGUGAAAAAGCUAAAAGGCAAACUGAGUUCUUGGAAACAGUGUGUAUUAUUUUUACUAUUAUUUCAGAAGGUCUACUCAGAAUCAGUUCACAACAUUCUAGUCCUUCAUAAUUAUGUACUUUCACACUUCGAAAAAUUUGUUCAUUUCAUCAGAGUGACUUGCUGAAUCAAAGAUUCUAAAUUUCUUUUUAUGCCUUGGACCAAGGCACCAAAAAUAAACCCUCUGUCUGCUCAGUCUCUAAAUAUAGCCAAGAAUUAAGAUAUUCCUGCUUCUGCAUCCUAAAUAAUCUAAUGGAAUCAAUUACUGUUUUGCGUAGAUGAUAUCUGGUAUUUGCAAAUAAAACAUGAAACAUGAAAUCCAACCAAAAUAAGCAUGAAACUAAAGUCUCCAGCCAUCCAACUACAUCCUCGGUAAAUGUAAUAGUUUUGCUUCAUAGGGUGGGUUUUUCAUAUUAUAAAUUUCAGCUUAAAGCUUGCUGAGAGAAAGUAACACAAACAGAAGAACAGGGCUGAAGACUUUGACUUCAGCCACUGGUUGAGCCAGUGAACACUUCAUGUAUUCACUGAGAGCACUGUCCCAUUGCUUGGAGUUUCAGCCUCAUGCUUUUAUUGAGCAGAGCACCAGUCAUGCCAAGCAAAAUCACUUUCUUUGUACCAUGAGAUUCAGCAAGGUUCAGAGUGAACACCAAUGUCAGCUAUGGAGAGAAUCUGAAAUGGAUUAAGUACAACUUUUUCCCACUGUGGCAGUAACAUCUUUCCCCAUUAUAUUUGGCAGCUAAGGAUAGUCCCACUAUAUAAUACCCAUGUUUACAACCCAUUUCAAAACGUAUCCAAUUGUAGCACUUCGUUGGCAUUGCAAUUAAUGGUUUAUUCUGCUAGAGCCAGAAUUUCCUUGGAUGUACAUACAAGAUUUGGGGGUGUUGCUCGCUCUUUCUUCCUUCCUUCCUUAAGAAAAGAAUUCUUUACUGUGAGAGCAGUGAGGCACUGGAAAAAGUGGCCAAGAGAAGGUGUGGGUGCCCCAUCCAUCCCUGUCAGUGUUCAAGGCCAUAUUGGAUGGGGCAUUGAGCAACCUGGCCUAGUGGAAGGUGUCCCUGCCCAUGGCAGAGAGAUUGGAACCAGAUGAUCUUUCAGAUCCCUUCCAAGCCAUUCUAUGAUUCUGACUCUAUGAUUCUUUCUUUCUUUCUUUUAUCUGUUUGUUUUUAUUUUUCAAAUACAGCCUAAAUAGAUACAUAUAACUUGGCCUGCAAUCAAGGACUGCUCUCUUCCUUCACCAAAUAAUGCAUGGCCAGAAAGAGGAUGGAUUAUGUGCCUCCCCAUAGUCCAGAGCUGUUAUAACAUAGCAAAGCAAGGAGUUCUGCUGCUCUAAAGACUGGCUGGACUGGUUCUGAGCAACCUUGGAGGAAGCCAUUUUUCCUGAAAUGCUCUACAAUGGAGAUCCAUAUUUCCUCAUAAUUCUGUGUCCUGCCAAACUUGCAAACCUCUGAAACAGUUGGCUGUGGUAGUUCAUACCAAAAGAUGAAUGCUGGAGACUUUUCAAUGGUUGAGGUUGCUGGUCAGGAUCAAAGCCACUUGGGCACUGAAGUAGCUGAAAUGAGAAAGAGGCAGCAGUCACAAAAUGAAGGAACAUCAGCUGUGUCUCAAGCACCUGGAAACCAAAGGCCCAACAACACAUGUUGCUUUUGUUGGUGCUGUUGCUGCAGCUGUUCAUGCCUCACUGUUAGGAAUGAAGAUAGAGGAGACAAUGCAGGAAGGCCAACACACACGACCAAAUUGGAGAGUAUCCAGGUCAUAGAAGAAUGCCAAAACCCUACUGCAGAUGAAAUUUUGUCUUGGGCUCAGAAUUUUGACAAGAUGAUGAAAACACCAGCUGGGAGGAACCUUUUCAGAGAAUUUCUUAGAACGGAGUAUAGUGAGGAGAACCUGCUUUUCUGGCUUGCAUGUGAAGAUCUAAAGAAGGAACAGAACAAGAAAGUUAUUGAAGAAAAAGCAAGACUUAUAUAUGAAGAUUACAUUUCUAUACUAUCACCAAAAGAGGUUAGUCUUGAUUCCCGGGUGAGAGAGGUGAUCAACAGAAACUUGUUGGAUCCCAGCCCUCACAUGUAUGAAGAUGCCCAGCUCCAGAUAUACACUUUGAUGCACAGAGACUCUUUUCCAAGGUUUUUGAACUCUCAGAUUUAUAAGUCUCUUGUUGAAAGUAUUACAGGCUCUACUUCUGAAACUUAGUUUUAAUUUUCAAACAAAAUAACCUGAUUUUUUUUUUUGGGUGGGUGGGAUGGAAGAAAAUUAGUUUAAUAACAUCUGGAGCUGGGUUCCUGGAGAACUACAGUUUAGCACUACUCAGGCUACUGUGAAGAAAAAAAAACAUAUUAUGGUCUCUGUCUACAUUUUUACCAAGAUCCUCCUUGCUCAAGAUGGUGUGGGAGGGGAUCAAUGGAUUUGCCAAAAUACAUUUGUUUCACACUCCUUUCACCCUACUGCAGUCAAGAUUGCAAUGAUGUAUUUGUAGUUUUAUGAACAGUCUCCUUGUGUAUCCUCACACUGCAUGUGCAAGGUAAAACUGCUUCACUUACCACUUAGUUGUUGCAAUAUUUAAUCCAAUAACAUAAAUUAUAGCUGUAUUUAAAAACUUUUUUUUGUGCAAUACAGUCCUAUGGUACAUAGAAACAAUUACAGCAAACCAGAAAGAGGCUUGCAUUUUUUAACAUCACUAACUAAAAAGCCAAUUUUUAAGGUGUAGCAUUACUCUACAUGCUCUACUGAGUACAAUACACUGACUUUUUGAAGCCAAUAUUUCUGUACAGAGAAAAAAGAGCUAUUUAUCACUGUUUAUUUAAAAUAAAUCAAGCAGAGGAUUCCUCUGGUUGUUCACUGCCAAAACUGUGGCAUUUUCAUUACAGAGUUUGCAAUGUCAAAGAAAAAGAAAAAUAAAAGGAGAAAAAAAAAAGCACAAAUCACUUAAAGGGAUCCAUUUCUGGGUGACACAAUCUAUGCGCUGAUAUUGUUUAAUUGUUAAAAGAACAAAGAUUUUCAAUGUACAUUUCAGAUGUCAGAUACUGUAAUUGAUUUAUUAAAGACUGGCUAUCCAGUUCUAACACUGUUGUAUAAUGUUAUGUACUUCAGAAAAAAAAAAAGAAACAAGAAAGAACACAAAAAGCUUGAUAAUUUAGUUUUUUGAAUAAAGAAAUUUAAUAAAAGAUUGCCUACAUGUAGCAUUUUAGAGCAUUUUAGAACAUUUUGAUGAACUGCAUCUGUUCUGUAAGAUAUUUUUUUUUGAAAGCUAAAUCCGGUAAAAAAUGUUUUUAAAUGAAGUAACGUUUUACGAGGUGGCGGGUUAAAGAAGACUUAGCUUCUAGCCUCAUUCAUUUUGAACAACUCCUUGAAAACAAGGGGUUUGGAGAGUAAUAUAAACCAAACUUCAAGGGCUUCUAAACCCACAGAUCUUACCCAAGCAAAAUGCCUAGAGAAACACAAUGGGUAUCUUUCCUGGGUGAAGAUUCCUGUACUGAGCCCUUAAUCAUAGCUAAGGCAGCACAGUACUCCCAUCACUAGGCUGCCAUGGUGUUUUUAAUAGGGGUUUGCUUGGCCUUUUUAUCAAAGAAUGUCCAGUUUCAGGACACAUUUUGAUGUUUAAAGAGACAGUGACUUGGAACUUAAAAAAAAACCAUCUUCAUACCUACCAUACACAAGCAAAAUGAGUGUUAGCAUCCCUCAUAAACUGCUAAAGAUAUACCAAGAAAUUGCUCUGAAUACUUGUUAAAUAUAUAUAUAUAUAUAUAUGUUUGUGUGUGUAUAUAUAUAUUUAAUACUGACAACCAUACUAAGACUUAAGUGGCAAGGUUCUUCUCACUUACGUAGGACUAAACAUGGCACGAGUCCAUCGCUUUCGAUUGGCCUGGAAGGUCUGGCAGUUGUGUCCUCGAGUGGAAUCUGGCCUGACCACAGUUGGCUCCAACCCCUCAGUUACUUCCUGCGGGCAGCCUCCGGUGCCGGCUUUGGCGGGAGCUGCUGCUGCCGAGGCAGGUCUGCUGUGACACCGUAACUGGGGGGAUGCAGGUCUUAGUUUAUCUUCUGGGGCUUAUUUUUUUCCUUUGUUUUACUACCUCUCAUUUUCUUAAUUUAUUGAACAUGCUUCAGAUAGCAGGUUUGGGGAAUUUUUUUAGUCAUUCUUUUUACUUGAAACCUGUGUGCUUUUUUUGGAUAUAUAUAUAUAUGAACAAUUUAACAAACUGUUUCUUAAGCUCAUUUGGUUUUGUAAUUUAUAUAGAAUUCAGGAGAUGAUUAAAAGGGCUAUUCUCUAUUCCCUAUGCAAAUAUUUUAACUGUUGUAGUGUUUGACAAAAUGGGAUCUAAAACAAAAAUCUGCAAAGUGGAAAAACAAAUCUGUUUACAGUGGCAUUGCUGACUAUCCUACCAUAUUCAGCACUUUUAAAUAUUGUUAUUUAUGAAAAUGUAGUUUAAAAUGCAAGACAAAAUAUUUAUAAAUGUUUCUUUUAAUAAAUACCUGUUUUGUCUGAAAGUGCUACCGUGUUAUGACAACUUUAUUCAUGUUGGUUAGCUACUUACCAUUAUGAAUAAAAUAUUCAAUUAUUGUACUGACAGAAUAUGAGCUAUGAUGUUUACAAACCCUGAGGGGGGAAAAUUCAGUGAGAAAGGACUGCCUCCUUCGACUGUGAAAUGCUGUUAGGAAAAAAAUAAUUUUUCUUGCUUUUUUCUUAAUUGGAAUUUAACUAUGGUCCUACAUAUGUCUAGUAUCAUUUGACUAGUUAUAUUUACUUGGUACUAAACAUAUACAGCAUCAUAUAUGUAUAUAUUUACAUAGUGUAAUUUCAAGUUGUUGGUGUUUGAGGCACAACACAUUUAGUGCACACAUCUAAGCAACGUGUAAGAGACAAAACUGCAUGCAUAAGUCUUGACAAAUGUAGACUUGAAUAUUCUUAAUGUUACUAUUUGAUGGUGACCUGCUAGUCAUAAGCUAUCUUUAUAAGAUAUUUCACACAGGUAGAACUUCUUGUCAACACAGACAAGUCAUCCUUUCAAGACAGGUUUAAAGCUAGAUGUGCAGGCCCUAUAAUAUUACCUUGAUUUCUAGCAUAAGGUUCCAAAAUCUGUAUUUGGAAACUGUGACAUAAUUUUGAAAAACAUUACACCAAUCUUCAGUGUAAUACUGCAAUGAAAUCACGUUCAAAAGUUUAUUGUCUAAAAUCCUCUGUUGGGAAGGAUUUAAAAAUUGAACAUAGCACGUAAAGUUUCUUUCUUGGAGCAAAUGCUCACCUUUAAACAUUUAAUAUACAUUUUGUUUAUUGGUUUGGGUUUCCCAAAUUUUUUUAUGACAAAAAUGGAUGUGGUCCAAAUGGACAAUAAGUAACAUGAUCUCAUUGCCUAUCAUACAGUUCUUUGAACACAAACUGUAAAAAAAGUCAAGCUAUUAAACUGAUUUAUUGUGCAUGCAGUGUACAAUACACUUUGAAAAACUGCCUAAAUACACUUAUUCUAUAGCUUGGAAUAAAAUAAGUAUGUAUUUAACUUGUA